AUGAAGGCCUUCCCCCAACCGCCCAGAGAGAGGAACGAGGCCGUGUGUCGCGGCUGCGUGAACUUCGAGGGCGCGGACCGCAUCGAGCUGCUCAUCGACGCGGCGCGCCAGCUCAAGCGCAGCCACGUGCUCCCCGAGGGCCGAUCGCCCGGCCCCCCGGCCCCCAAGCACCCGUCCACCAAGGACCUGGCCGCGGCUGCGGCGCAGGGGCCUCAGCUACCACCUCCGCAAGCGCAGCCCCAGCCGUCAGGCACCAGUGGUGGCGUCUCGGGCCAGGACCGCUAUGACAGAGCCACCUCCUCGGGCCGCCUCGCGCUGCCCUCUCCCGCCCUAGAGUACACGCUGGGGUCCCGCCUGGCCAAUGGGUUGGGCCGCGAGGAGGCGGUGGCUGAGGGGGCGCGGAGGGCUCUGCUUGGCACGAUGCCCGGCCUAGUGCCUCCCGGGCUGCUGGCAGCGGCAGUGUCCGGCCUGGGAAGCCGAGGCCUAACGCUGGCCCCCGGCUUGAGUCCUGCCCGUCCCACCUUCGGCUCUGACUUCGAGAAGGAGAAGCAGCAGAGGAAUGCCGACUGUUUGGCAGAACUGAACGAGGCCAUGCGGGGCCGGGCAGAGGAGUGGCACGGGCGUCCCAAAGCGGUGCGCGAACAGCUGCUGGCACUGUCCGCCUGCGCCCCCUUCAACGUCCGCUUCAAGAAGGAUCACGGGCUGGUGGGGCGAGUGUUCGCCUUUGAUGCCACUGCCCGCCCUCCGGGCUACGAGUUCGAGCUGAAGCUUUUCACCGAGUAUCCCUGUGGGUCUGGCAACGUGUACGCGGGGGUCCUGGCCGUGGCGCGCCAAAUGUUCCAUGACGCUCUGCGGGAGCCUGGCAAGGCCCUGGCCUCCUCGGGCUUCAAGUACCUCGAGUAUGAGCGCCGGCACGGCUCCGGGGAAUGGCGCCAGCUGGGCGAGCUGCUGACCGAUGGGGUCCGCAGUUUCCGAGAGCCUGCUCCGGCUGAGGCCCUGCCCCAGCAGUACCCCGAGCCCACCCCUGCGGCCCUGUGCGGGCCGCCCCCAAGAGCCCCAUCCCGGAACCUGGCGCCCACUCCACGCCGACGCAAGGCAUCCCCUGAGCCCGAGGGCGAGGCGGCCGGUAAGCUGACCACCGAGGAGCAGCAGCAGCGGCACUGGGCAGCCCCCGGUGGCCCCUACUCCACCGAGACCCCUGGUGUGCCCUCACCCAUCGCUGCGCUGAAGAAUGUGGCCGAAGCCCUGGGCCACUCACCCAAAGACCCCGGCGGGGGCGGGGGCCCCGUGCGCACUGGCGGUGCCAGCCCCGCAGCCUCGUCCACUGCCCAGCCUCCAACUCAGCAUCGCCUGGUGUCCCGCAAUGGAGAGGCUGAGGUCAGCCCCACAGCAGGGGCCGAAGCCGUCAGUGGAGGUGGGAGCGGCACCGGGGCCACGCCAGGAGCCCCCCUGUGCUGUACCCUGUGCCGAGAGCGGCUGGAAGACACCCACUUCGUCCAGUGCCCCUCGGUGCCCGGACACAAGUUCUGCUUUCCCUGCUCACGAGAGUUCAUCAAGGCGCAGGGCCCGGCAGGCGAGGUGUACUGCCCGAGUGGUGACAAGUGCCCACUGGUGGGCUCCUCGGUUCCCUGGGCCUUCAUGCAGGGUGAGAUCGCCACCAUCCUUGCUGGAGACAUCAAGGUUAAGAAAGAGCGGGACCCCUAGGCCACCAGGGCGGCCACCAGGCUACUGCCCCCUGUCCCUUUGCCACCCGCCGCUGCUGCGGAUAAAUUAUUCCCUCCCCCUACCCAACCCAGUGCCACCCCCACCCAUGUACAUACCCACUUCCUCAGCCCAGACGGGUUCCCUGGGGUAGAUGCAUUGGGGGUGGGGGUGGGGGGAGAAAGCUUAUGGCUCCUAUCGGAGAGGGUGACCGGACUCCCCGGGCCCCUCUACUGUCCCUCUGUGCUCCCUGGCUUGGCUUUUCUGCUGCUUGUAGUUGGGGAAGAGGUGUCCCCUCUUCCUUCAGAAAGGAUCUCCCAAAAUCUUGCUCUUUAUAAACGAAGCAAAGGUAUUUUAUUGCGUCCCUCCCCCUCCUCCCUCCCCGCCCCCUUAAACUCCUUGAAUAAACCGAAAGAUUUUUUUUUUUUCC
Elephantulus edwardii (Cape elephant shrew) is the source of this 2131-nucleotide messenger RNA. It is a transcript of the gene IRF2BP1, whose product is annotated as interferon regulatory factor 2 binding protein 1. Gene Ontology annotation, molecular function: transcription corepressor activity. Gene Ontology annotation, biological process: regulation of transcription by RNA polymerase II. Gene Ontology annotation, cellular component: nucleus. The transcript has 2 exons. The record is from RefSeq and is a predicted model, not a curated record. The coding region runs from base 1 to 1704 and encodes 567 amino acids. Lineage: Eukaryota; Metazoa; Chordata; Mammalia; Macroscelidea; Macroscelididae.